Molecule: messenger RNA, 911 nt
Organism: Bicyclus anynana (squinting bush brown)
Lineage: Eukaryota; Metazoa; Arthropoda; Insecta; Lepidoptera; Nymphalidae
Exons: 5
Coding region: 59-499 (146 amino acids)
Molecular function (GO): odorant binding
Source: RefSeq, a predicted model, not a curated record
ACUCUGUUUAUUUGUGUAACGCCGAGCUUCUGUUUGCUGGAAAAGGACAGUCGUGGCCAUGUUCGGGACAUUCGUAAUAGGAAUUUUAUUUGUUCUGAGAGUGAAUGGGGAUUUCUUGACCCAAGAACGAAGCAGAGGUGCUACUCUUAAACCAAUAUCAGCAUGCUGCGAUAUUCCGGAACUGGGUGAUCCAAAGCCGCUAAGCGAGUGUUCUAACCCAAAAUUAUUCGGCCCAUGCAAUGACGUGCAAUGCGUAUUUGAAAAGUCCGGUUUCCUGUCAGACAAGCAAACCCUCAACAAAGAGGCGUACAGAGCUCAUCUCAUGAAAUGGCUCGAGGGGCACAAAGAGUGGGCCGACGCCAUAGAGAAAGCUAUCAAGGAUUGUGUAGAUAGAGAUCUGCGCCAGUACUUGGACUUCCCUUGCAGGGCGUAUGAUGUAUUUACUUGUACCGGAAUUGCUAUGUUGAAGAAAUGCCCAAAAGAUUCCUGGAAAUGUUAAAGAAGACGAAAUCAACUAAUGCACGCCAUUGACGAUCAAUUAUUCGACGCUGUAGAAACGCGAAAAUAAUUGACCGUCGAUGGCUGACUAAAGUUACUCGUAUUAUAAGUAUUUAUUUACAAUAAAUAUUUGUUACAAAUAUCAAGAAUUCAUUGUCAAUUGUUAAUAAGGUAUGAAUUAUGUUUUUUAUAAUCAAUUAUGUAAAUAAUUUCGAAAAAGAUUUUCAUACAUUAUUACAGUACAUUUUAUUUGUAACGCUUGAAUUUUUUACCUUCUUUGUUUGAAUCAAAAUUGUUAACUCCAGAUUUAGACCUAUCUAUAUUUUUGUACUUCCAGAUCUACUAAGUAACUUUGUUGUUCUGUAAAAUUUGAGUAAAAUAAACAUAUUAAAAAAAAUAUUCUGGUAGAAUGU